CUGUAUUAAUUAUUUUAUAAUUUUUGAACUUUUAAAGGAUACUUGCGUCUUCUGGUUCCCUUUAUGAAUUAUUUUCUUCUUUCAAUUUUAUUAUUCCUAUUUUCUUUUGCUUCUUCUAAUUCCAAUCAAAAUGGGAACUUUCUUGUUAUAACUGAUAUUCACAUUGAUGAAAAAUAUAACAAAAAUGGGAAUAGAUCAGAAAUGUGUCAUUUAGAUGAAAAUAGUGGAAAUCAAACACCAAAAGAGACCAGAGACGCAGGAGAAAAGGAUGCUAUUGGGACAUAUGGUGAUCGUAAAUGUGACUCUCCACCGGAAUUAGUUGAUUAUAUGUUAGAUGAAGCAAAGAGGCAUAUUCCAAAACCUGAUUUUAUUAUAUGGACUGGCGACACUGCGGCUCAUAUAAAAUAUACACAAAAAGGUUUUAAAAAUAGAAAAUCAAAAAUAAUUUUUUUAGAAUUUAUUAAUACAAUGAGGACUGUUACCGAUUCUAUAAAACAACGAUUUUCUGAUGUCCUAGUCAUCCCAAUUUUGGGUAAUCAUGAUAUGGAACCUUCUAAUUCAUUUCCUGAUGAUGCAGAACAAUUAGGGAUGUAUCAAGGAAUUUAUGAUCUUUGGAAGGGAUGGAUUGGUGAUAAACCUAAGGAAACUUUUUUGCGUGGUGGAUAUUAUUAUUUUAAAUCUCCAUUGGACGGAUCUGAAUAUUUAGUUUUGAACACAAAUAUUUAUUAUGUAAUAAAUACUGCAAUUGAAAAUUUUACAAAUCCAGAAGACCCAACUGGCCAAUUCGAAUUUAUUGAAAGACAUUUGGCUGAAAUUAAAUCAAAAAAUGGAAAAAUAAAUAUUGUUGGGCACGUUCCACCAGGGGGUUAUGUUUUUAAUUCUGACAAGACAGAAUGGCAAGUUGAAAUGCCAAAACAAUACAAUAAACGGUUAAUUGACUUGUUUACAAAAUAUGCAGAUUCUAUUGGUUUUAUGUUGUUUGGACAUUUACAUACUGAUACUUUUAGAAUUUUGAAGGAUUCAAAUGGAAAACCCGUACAACGAAUGUUUUUAAAUCCAGCUAUAACUCCGAUGUUUGAUUUAAACAAUCCAGCUUUUCGUGUUUUUGACUAUGAUAAGACUAAUUUUGAUAUUAAAGAUAUUAGAACUUUUUAUGUUAAUUUGGAUGAAUUAAACCAAAAAGGUUCUAAUCAAGUAAAAACAGUUUUGGAAUAUUCAAUGAGUGAAGUUUACGGGCUUAAAACUUUUGAUGCAAAUGAAAUGAAUUAUUUGGCAGAGCAAUUUGCAAAAAAUGAUACACUUUUUAAUUCGUAUGUUCGUUAUAAUAGAGUGAUGAAUGGAAAUGGAGAUAAUGCAAAUAUUGACAGAAAAAUUUAUAUUUGUGUUAUUGAAAAUCUUAAUUUGGAAGAAUUAGAAGCUUGUAUUUCUGAGGUCCCGUCUUCGGCAACUAAAAAAUCUAUAUCUGCAUUAAUUUUAUUGUCUGUGAUUUUUACUGUUCUAGUCACUUUAACUUCUAAAUUAUCAAGUUUUAAUUGCGGGUUUUGA
Meloidogyne enterolobii is the source of this 1545-nucleotide messenger RNA. The record is from the annotation of a GenBank genome assembly. Lineage: Eukaryota; Metazoa; Nematoda; Chromadorea; Rhabditida; Meloidogynidae.